Molecule: messenger RNA, 1321 nt
Organism: Lolium perenne
Lineage: Eukaryota; Viridiplantae; Streptophyta; Magnoliopsida; Poales; Poaceae
Product: quinone-oxidoreductase QR1, chloroplastic
Molecular function (GO): oxidoreductase activity
Source: RefSeq, a predicted model, not a curated record
UGUACAAGUACGUCCGCGCGCCCGCAACAUUAACAAUCGUCACGGCACUUGGACACUUCCAUUACCGGAGAUAGAUAAUCUGUAGCCGGCAGCAGCACCUACUGUGUUCCGGCGAGCGGCCAUGUCUUCACCAUCUUCUUCGAGAACAAUGAGGGCCGUACAGUACGACAAGUACGGCGGAGGAGCCGAGGGCCUCAACCACGUGGAGGUGCUGGUCCCGUCGCCGAAGAAAGGCGAGCUGCUGGUUCGGGUGGAGGCCGCCAGCAUCAACCCGCUGGACUGGAGGUUCCAGAAGGGCGUCGGGCGGCCCUUCCUGCCCAGCAAGUUCCCCUUCACCCCGGUCUGCGAGCUCGCCGGCGAGGUAGUGGAGUUGGGCGCUGGGGUGAGCGGCUUCAGGCCGGGCGACAAGAUCAUCGCCGUCAACUUCCCGGGUAGCGGCGGCCUGGCCGAGUACGCCGUGGUGUCAGCAUCGAACGCGGCGUUGAGGCCGCCAGAGGUGUCGGCAGUCGAAGGCGCGUGCAUUCCAAUUGCGGCGGCCACCGCGCUCAUGGCGCUCAGGACGGCCGGGGUCGCCCUCGACGCCGGCGACGGCCCCGCAAAGAACGUGCUGGUCACCGCUUCCUCUGGCGGUGUCGGCACCUUCGCCGUGCAGCUGGCCAGCCUCGCGGGCCACCACCACGUCACGGCCACCUGCGGCGCGCGCAACCUGGACCUCGUUCGGGGCCUCGGCGCCGACGAGGCGCUGGACUACGCCACGCCUGAGGGCGUGGCGCUGCGUGGGCCGUCCAGACGGAUGCAUGAUGUGGUGGUGCACUGCGCGGAGGGGUUCCCGUGGUCGGCGUUCAAGCCGGCGCUGGCGGACGCCGGUGGCGUGGUGGUGGACCUGACCCCGCGCACCGCGUCUGUGGCCGUCGCGGUGCUGCACUGGCUGUGCUUCUCGAAGAAGAGGCUGGUGCCGCUAAUCGUGUCGACGAAGAAGCAGGAUAUGGAUGCACUGCUGGGAUUGGUGGUGCAGGGGAAGAUCCGGGCGGUGGUUGAUUCGCGUUACCCGCUGAGCAGGGCGCACGAGGGCUGGGCCAAGAGCAUGAGCGGCCACGCCACCGGUAAGAUUAUCGUGGACAUGGUAGAAGACGCGGAGUGAUAAUGAUGUACCACGGGACUUUGCCAUUUCUUUUCUGCCUCUGCUGCUGAUUUUUUCAUUUCUAGCGUGAGUGAAAUAUAGUUAUUUGUAAGUAAAUCUUAUGAUUUGAAAUAUAUUUAUUUGUAAGUAAAUACGGGAGCCCUGCUGAUCAACCACUUUGACCGGCCUCCAAUGAUAGUU